Messenger RNA from Salvelinus namaycush (lake trout), 5653 nucleotides. Its product is annotated as copine-8-like. Gene Ontology annotation, biological process: cellular response to calcium ion. Gene Ontology annotation, cellular component: plasma membrane. The transcript is spliced from 20 exons. Lineage: Eukaryota; Metazoa; Chordata; Actinopteri; Salmoniformes; Salmonidae. Gene Ontology annotation, molecular function: calcium-dependent phospholipid binding. The record is from RefSeq and is a predicted model, not a curated record. Bases 81 to 1829 code for a protein of 582 amino acids.
UUCAUUCUCGUUUCGCUAAAGGAGGUGUAGUUUAUCCGAUUGUUGCUGCUAAAAGGGGUUGGACAAAAAUAUUUUUCACCAUGAACAACUGUAAUAGCUUCGUCAACAUGGCGUCGAUAGGAGAUUUCGACCCGCUCAAUGCUUCCAUCCCCGCCACCAAAGUUGAAAUCACAGUGUCUUGCAGAAAUCUGCUGGACAUGGAUACCUUCUCCAAAUCAGACCCAAUAUGCGUUCUGUACACACAAGGCAUUGGCAAUAAGGAGUGGAGAGAGUUUGGAAGGACAGAGGUGAUUGAAAACACUCUCAACCCAGAGUUUGUUCGUAAAUUCAUCUUGGAUUAUUUCUUUGAGGAACGACAGAAUCUGAGAUUUGACCUGUACGAUGUCGACUCAAAGAGCGCCAACCUGUCAAAACAUGACUUCCUUGGCCAGGCGUUCUGUACGUUGGGAGAGGUGGUGGGAUCGUUGGGCAGCCGUAUGGAGAAACCUAUGGUGGGCAUUCCUGGAAAGAAGUGUGGAAACAUCAUUGUUAAGGCAGAAGAGAUGGGAAACUGCAGGGAGUCAGUGAUGAUGCAGUUCUGUGGGAAUAAACUGGACAAGAAAGAUUUCUUCGGCAAGUCAGACCCUUUCCUCGUCUUCUACCGCAGCAAUGAAGACGGCACGUUCACAAUCUGCCAUAAGACAGAGGUGGUGAAGAACACACUUAACCCAGUGUGGCAGGCCUUCAAGAUACCUGUCAGAGCACUCUGCAAUGGAGACUACGACAGAACGAUCAAGAUAGAAUGCUACGACUGGGAAAGAGAUGGAAGCCAUGACUUCAUAGGAGAGUUCAGUACCAGCUACAGAGAGCUAUCCAGAGGCCAGUCCCAGUUCAAUGUGUAUGAGGUUAUAAAUCCGAAGAAGAAAGGAAAAAAGAAAAAAUACCUAAACUCUGGAACGGUAACUCUGCUCUCAUUCCUGGUGGAUAUAGAAGUCACCUUCCUCGACUACAUCAAAGGAGGGACCCAGAUUAAUUUCACAGUGGCAAUUGAUUUCACCGCUUCAAACGGCAACCCAGCCCAGCCCACCUCCCUCCACUACAUGAGUCCUUACCAGAUGAAUGCCUACGCCAUGGCCCUGAAGGCUGUAGGGGAGAUCAUCCAGGACUACGACAGUGAUAAGAUGUUCCCUGCUUUGGGCUUCGGAGCCAAGCUGCCCCCCGACGGACGGGUCUCGCAUGAGUUCGCCCUGAAUGGCAACCCCCAAAACCCAUACUGUGCAGGUAUAGAUGGAGUGAUGGAGGCAUAUUACCAGAGCCUGAAGUCUGUCUGCCUCUACGGCCCAACCAACUUCUCUCCUGUCAUCAACCAUGUGGCCAGGUAUGCUGCGUCAGUGAAUGAUGGCUCUCAGUACUUCGUCCUUCUCAUCAUCACAGAUGGAGUCAUCUCAGACAUGGCCCAGACCAAGGAGUCCAUCGUCAACGCAUCGUGUCUUCCCAUGUCGAUUAUCAUCGUAGGGGUGGGACCAGCAGAAUUUGAUGCGAUGAUCGAGUUGGACGGGGAUGAAGUGAGGAUCUCGUCGAGAGGAAGAUAUGCAGAGAGGGACAUUGUUCAGUUUGUCCCGUUCAGAGACUACAUCGACCGGACAGGGAACCACAUCCUGAGUAUGGCCCGUCUAGCCAAGGAUGUCCUGGCUGAGAUCCCUGACCAGUUCCUCUCCUACAUGAGGACCAGAGGCAUCAAGCCCUUGCCUGCACCCCCUCCCUACACACCCCCAGGGUACCCUGUCCAGAGCCCCGAUGGACACCCAUUAAAUACCCCCCCAGGACACCCCCUGCAGACGCAGAUCUGAAGGGUGCGGAGAUGCCCCCUGGUCCCAAACAACACCUCUUCAAAUAUUUCUUUGUCUCUCUCCAUCACUCACUCAGUGAUAGGAGAGGCCUUCUUGGCUUUCUCGCUCUCUCUCAUUGCACUAAUGGAGACUGACUGACUGGCAGAAUGUUUUUACUGAGUGGUUCUAAAGGGUUCUACUUUGGAACGGGCAGAUGGAGUCAAUAAGGGCAUGUUUACUUUCAUUGUCAAGCGUUCCUCUGUCUGGACUUUCUGUAUAUCGGCAAAUAGAGACACUCUCUCUGGGACACAGAUAGACAGAGUCUGGUCUUCCCAGCUCAUCUGGCAUGGAAUAACAGAGUUAAGGAAAGGUUGAAUGAUGGAAGGAAGAAUGAAAGGAGGAUAGGAAGGAAUUUCCUGGGGACUGGCCUUUUCAGGAGCAGUGGCGAAAAGGUUCUAUAGUCUCUGGAUGUGGAAUCACUUGACUGUUGUACUGGAAAUAUAUUUCCUUCUCUCUCCCUCUAUCUCUGGUCUCUUUCUAUCUCUCUCUGUCUCUCUAUUCUUCCAACUCUCACUCAAUGUUUACAGUACAUGUUAAUGAUAAUGAUUUUUAUCAUUGGACACUUUUAUAUAAUAUUUGUACUUCUUUCAGUAUGAAACUUUGGAAUAUCAAUCGAUAUUCUCUCUCUUUAUCUCGCAGCGUGUUGUCUUUGCCACGGGAGUCAGGUUGAGGUUGCAACAGUGCAGGUCCAAGUAGCCACUGUAUUGUACUGUACUAUACUAUGUGUCCGUUUGCAUGAGUGUAUCGUCAGAGCAUGUAUUGUGGUCCUACACUUCCCUGCCUGUCACUGCUCUCAGGCUUUGGGGUUCCAUGUUUUUAACUUUUAACUCUGUUGUUGAAGCUCAUUCUGCUCCUUUCUAAACUGCCUUGGCGAUAGGGUGCCCGUGCCAGCCACGCUGCGAGUGCCCACGGGUUUUCUCACUGUGUCGAGAACAACAGUGACUCAAACAACAACAUAUUCCCUUCCAAUCCAUUUAAAUAACAACACCUGCUCUCAGAUCCAGUUUUGAGGCAACAGCAGAAGCCCAGCGGUCAAAAACAGUAACGCAAAUGCUUUCCUUCUGUUUGUUUCUUGUUCUUUUGUGUUAUUAUUACAUUUGAGUCAUUUAUCAGACACUCUUAUCCAGAGCAACUUACAGGAGCAAUUAGGGUUACGUGCCUUGCUCAAGGGCACGUCGACAGAUUUUUCACCGAGUCGGCUCGGGGAUUUGAACCAGCGACCUUUCGGUUACUGACCCAAUGCUCUUAACCGCUUGUUUGCCUUGGAAGCUGAUAUUCUUAAGUAGAUUGUUUUAAGUUGCCUUGUUAAGGUCAUUUUAUUGUUUUGAGUUGUGCCAAUAAAUAUGUAAUAUUAUUUAAUUGUUGUAGUGUUAAGCCCUGAGUGUGUUGGCCCUAGAUGAUGGUGUCUGGUGGUUGUCAUGACAACCUGUUCUUCCUAAAUAUUGUAAUUCUCAUCCCAUAAUACCAAUUAACAAUACCCACUGAGGGCUAGGAGUUUUUCCUCACCGAGGAAAAACUCCUGGCCCGUAACCAUUAUACACAGUCAACCCUUUCUUACUUCUUACAGCCAGGGUAUCCUCUUCAAUCUGCCGUCUUAAUGGGCUUAGAGUUUAUAUCAUCUGCCUUUUAAUUAUUAAUAAUACUAAUAAUUAUGAUCAUAAUAUAACUAUUAGCUAGUGCUGGAGGUGGUGUGUAAUUGAUAACCUCAUUGGUUACAUAUCAAUACCCCAUAUCAAUAUCAAUUUAACAGACAUUGCAACACCACAUUUAUGUGUUUCGCAGUUGUUGCCAUUUGUUGCCAUUUUCAUGUGUGUGCCACUGUUGGUCUGUUACCUGUCUGUCUGUUGCCAUAUCAUUACUGAUAGACCGAUGCCCUUUGCCACAAUUCAACCACAUAGCAACUCCUCUGUUUCUCUCUGUGUAAUUCCUCCUCCUGUCUCACUGCAGCUCAGUGGACGCAGCCUCACAGAGUGCAAUAGACUGUGUUUUAAUGCUUAAAUAGGAUCGACUCCAAGCCAAUAAUAUUUGGCAUGGCAGGAGGAGAGGGGGGUGAGAGAGGGGGAUACAGCCCAGUGGGUUAUGUCAUUGGAGGGUCGUUCCAUGUCAUUUCAUCAUUCUAUGUCAAUGUUAAAGGAAUAGUUCACCCAAAUUACAAAAUGACAUAUUGUUUUCCAUACCCUGUAAGCAGUCUAUGGACAAAGUACGACACCAUCCCAUUCUUUGGUUUUGUUUACCUGGCCACUGUUUUGAAUUCUAACUUUCUAACUUUUUAGCAUUUGUCGCACAAAUCCAAUGCAAGUCAAUGGUACCUAUAUUAGCAUUUUCGUGCUUCAUAUCCAAAUCAUCUUUGAUAACAUAAUUGAUCUGAACACGAAGUGUGAAAAUGCCAAUAUAUAUCCUCUUUCUUGUGUUUUUUGAGGUGGAACGACCCUGGACAGAAGUAGACAAACAGGUCAACCCUCUGAUGUAGUCAGAAGAGUACGGGCAUUAGUGCUACAUGCCUGAAUCAACACAGUGCCAAACCUAUACAGAGAGAUGUUGGCUAGCCUAGAAAGAGAAUAACCUCACUCAGUAUAUUCAACAUGACAGUCUGUCAUUUUAACCCAUACAUUUUAACCCAUACAUUUUACACAACAUAUAUUUGAUAAGAAACUCUGCCUUGUUUAAAAAAAGACAUACAGUAGACACAAACUGUAUUUUUCUUUCACUAAUGUCUUCUUUCAUCGUGUUUUUCUCACAAAUUUGAAAGCCUUCCAUAAUCAGCUCCCUGCAUCUGUAGUUGUAGCUAGUCUUGAGUCUGUGUAUCAUAUGAAACCCUAGCGAAAUCCAUAUAGUGCACCACGUGGCUCUUGUCAAAAGAAAUGCAUUAUGUGGGGCACAGCUAGUGUGUUAUUUGAAACCCAGCUUGUCUGAGUCUGUGCUGCAGUCUCCCACUGGGCUUGUAGCAGAGCAGAGCAGGAGGUAUCAUUAGGACUUUGAGUCACAGUCUAGAGAUCGUUAUAGGCUCCCAUUAACCACCCACAGGCUACUGACACAAUGUGGACACACACGUGUGCGCGUGCAUAUACACAGGCAGACGCACACGACCACACACAGACACACAUACCGCUGAGACCAUGGUCACCAUCGUGGACUACUGACAUUGUGUCAUUUCUUAGUGCUUUCUCAGUUAACCCUACUAUGGAAGGGAUCAUUCUUUUCUUUCACUGCUUCGCUAGUGCCACAACUCUUGCCAUCUGCUUGCCAAGCUGUGCGUGCGUGUGUGCGUGCGUGCGUGCGUGUGUGUGUGUGUGUGUACUUGCCGCCAGAGUUUAACAGACCAUGUGAGUUCACACGCGUGAUCUUUGUUUACUAAAGAUAUACAAAUAAUAUAUUGUAUGCUCAUCAUAUCUACUUAUAAGGUGCACUAUGUUUGCAUGUACAGUUUUACAUGAGAUGCACCAGUUCUUUUUGUUAUAAUUGAGUGUUUUGGAAAAAGAAAAUCUAUGAAAAUAACUGUACAAAAUUGCCUUAAAAACGUUCACUGAUUUCUUGGAAUUUGUGCGAUGCCUUCAGAUAUUGACUUGUUCUCUAUUUUGUGUCAGUGUACAAUAUUUGCUUUUCUAGUGUAUAUUUUCUUUGCAUAACUUCAUUUAUGGGGAAAAAAAUAUAUUGUAUUUUUGGAAUCAGUGGUAAAUCAGAUGAAAGCCUGACUGAAGUUCUGAUUGUCUGGUAAUCCAUAUUAUAGAUGACUAUUUCUGUAUUAAACUACUGAUUUUUAAAUAAACAUUCUUACUAAACACUAA